CUCUCCUUUCCAAUUUUGAAUUCAAAUUCCCCACCCCUGCCGCCUUCCUUCUCCUCCUUCUGCAUCUACCUUCCCAUCAAGUUUUAAUACCAGUGUUCUUCUCGUUCCUCCUCUUCCAAACUUCCUCCCCAAAAUCCUAAUUGUCAGUAUCGUACCACCACGUCAUCCCAUGACUGGUGUCGUCCCGCCGCCAGGAUCCGGCCUUGAUUUCUCUAACCCACCUUACGAUGGGAUCUCUAAUUUGCGUUUCUUCAACCACAGUGACCACCUCCUCGUCUCCUCCUUGGACAAGAGCGUGAGGCUGUACGAUGUGAGUGCCAAUGUCUUGCGAGGAGAGUUCUUCCACGGUGGAGUCGUGCUUGAUUGUUGCAUCCACGAUGACUCCUCUGGUUUAGUGCUGGUGCCCACAAUCUAGUUCGUAGGCAAGUUUCUGAUUUUCUUAUUGUAAAAUAUCAAUAAUACGAGAGAAACAGUAGGAUUUAAUGUGGUAUACUCGAU
Messenger RNA from Linum tenue, 498 nucleotides. The record is from the annotation of a GenBank genome assembly. NCBI's taxonomy places the organism in Eukaryota, Viridiplantae, Streptophyta, Magnoliopsida, Malpighiales, Linaceae.